GGGAUUUCACUUUUAAAGUCGCCAAUAAAGAGGAGUGUCACGUAAACUCCGUGCAUUACUGAGCUCUCAUUUACAACUAUAGAUACAACACACAUAUAUACACACACAAUCAGAUGCAUUAGAGAGAGAUAGAGGGAAAGGAGAGAAACUGAAUCAAUAGAUCCAUGAAGUUUUUCUUCCCGGAGCUCGGUUUUUGUUUCGGCGGUACCGUCUUAACGCCGGCAACAGAAACUAUCUCCGCUGAUGUCUCUACCACUCGCCGUCGUGUAACGCAAGGUAAUUCAACGAAACAGUGGAGGCCGGAGCUUGCGGCGAUUGCAGAGGACGGUGGCGCGUUGAACGUGUGCAGACAGAGUCAUGAACCGACUAGUGUUGUCAGAUCUGAGAAGAAACCGUUGAACAAACCUCGAUCGGCCGGAAAAACUCGAUCUCAUUCAUAUGGCGGUGAUUUCAGGAAAUUGACUCAUGCCAUGGCGAUUCCUGCGUUUUCUCCAACUCCGUUUGUGUUCUGAUGAUGUUGAUGAUUGGUGGCGUCAUUUUCUUUCUCGUUUAUUCCUGGUGUUUAUAUAUAACCAAAUUUGUGGAUAAUUUUCUUUACUUGUAACGAACGAGACGCGAUAUUGAUGCUUGCUAAUUACCAUGUUAAGAAAUAUAAUAUGCCGAUUUCAAUAUCGUAACU
Cynara cardunculus var. scolymus (artichoke) is the source of this 679-nucleotide messenger RNA. RefSeq lists its product as uncharacterized. The record is from RefSeq and is a predicted model, not a curated record. NCBI's taxonomy places the organism in Eukaryota, Viridiplantae, Streptophyta, Magnoliopsida, Asterales, Asteraceae. The coding region runs from base 165 to 512 and encodes 115 amino acids. The transcript has 2 exons.